This is a messenger RNA of Lachnellula hyalina, 897 nucleotides long. RefSeq names its product Chitin synthase export chaperone (gene CHS7). The record is from RefSeq and is a predicted model, not a curated record. The transcript has 5 exons. Gene Ontology annotation, biological process: protein folding. Bases 1 to 897 code for a protein of 298 amino acids. NCBI's taxonomy places the organism in Eukaryota, Fungi, Ascomycota, Leotiomycetes, Helotiales, Lachnaceae. Gene Ontology annotation, cellular component: endoplasmic reticulum membrane.
AUGGGUUCCACGCAAUUUGGAAACUUCCAUGAUUUCUGUCGCGACUCGACACUGCCAGUCUGCAACCUUUUCCCAGGCUUCAGUUACUCGAAUACGACGGGAUUUGAUGGUGGUUGCCACGUCACCGGCAUAUCUCUUUCCAAUGGACGGCAUCUGGGGAAUUUGGGUUCGAUACUGCUUGCCGGCGUAGCAAUCUUGGUAUCUGCGUACCUACUAUGGCGGUCAGAACGAAAACAAGCGGCUGUAGGUCGAAGAGAGAUGCAGAUUUUCCUCCUGGGCUACAUAGUAAUGGAGAUAUGCGAAAUCUUCACGGUCGGCAAAUUCCCUCUGAACAAUACAGUUAGGAUAGCCUUUACAGGAAUCCAUCUCGGCAUGAUCGUUGCUACCCUCUGGGCACUUCUACUGAAUGCUAUUGUGGGCUUCCAAUUGCUUGACGAUGGAACGCCUCUUUCCGUAGGACUCAUGGUUGCCUCUGCAGCAGCACUCUUCAUCGGAACAGGCUACAUUGCCCUCGACACGGGCUACAAUUGGACCGGCUUUUUCGCAAAGAACAGUUACGGACCUUUGAACAGGAACACCGGUCUCUAUGUUCUCUAUCAGCUUGUACCACUCGUCUUCCUAUUCGCCUUCUUCGUCCUCGAGACAGCGUUGGUCAUUAGAGUUUUAGGAGAACGCAAGCCAAUGAUUUAUUUGGCAGCAGCUGCGUUGCUCUUUGCUAUUGGCCAGAUCUUCAACUAUGUCGUUAGCAUUCACAUCUGCAGCGGGACUCAUGGAAAGAUCGACGGGGCUCUGUUUGAGACACUCUUUACGCUCCUAUCGGUUGUGAUGGUCUGGACUUUCUGGUCAAGCAUUACCGAAGAUGAUUGGCCAAUGCCGGCUGGGAACACUUAUACAUGA